This is a messenger RNA of Magallana angulata, 324 nucleotides long. RefSeq lists its product as uncharacterized. The record is from RefSeq and is a predicted model, not a curated record. The transcript has 5 exons. Lineage: Eukaryota; Metazoa; Mollusca; Bivalvia; Ostreida; Ostreidae. The coding region runs from base 1 to 324 and encodes 107 amino acids.
AUGGAAUUAGAGGAAGGUGACAAGAGGUGUUAUAAGCCACACUGGAGACAUAUGCGGUGGAUUGACAGAAAUUAUCUCACAGACCACAACAUUAUGAAUAAAUCUUUUAAAGGAAUGGAAGGAAGAAUUAAACUUUUAUCUAAAAAGAGUUUUACAGAAAUUAGUGCCCUUGUUUUGGAAGAUUUUGCCUUGUUUAAACCAAAAACAGUCAUUGGUCUCCCGAGUCCCCCAGGAUAUUACCUGAGCGUGAAAAAUUGCAGGAAUGAGAAGUUAAUGGCAACACUUGAGGAUGGGUAUGAUAGUUUAUACUCGCCUAUUAUAUAA